GCUCAGGGAGCGCGCAGAGCGGCAAUCGGCGGUGCUCUGUGUCCCUUGGACACAGCGGAUCACCGAUCAUAGAAAGAACCAAAGAUGUCGGCUCGGUCAUGUGAUCAGCUGUGUCCAAUCACAGCUGAUCACAUGGACAUGCACACUGAUCAUCAGGGCACUGAUGAUCAGUGUGCCCUGAUGAUCAGUGUGGCCCAGAAGUGCCACCUGUCAGAGUCCAUCAGUGCCAGCACGUGCCAGUGCCCAUCAGUGCCACAAUGCCACAUAUCAGUGCAUACCAGUGCACAUCAAUGCCACAAAUCAGUGCCCAUCUGAGCUGCCCUUCAGUGUCACCCAUCAGUGCCAGUCAGUGCCACUUAUCAGUGCCAGUCAGUGCCGCCUAUCAGUGCCAGUCAGUGCUGCCUAUCAUUGUCAGUCCAGUG
Staurois parvus is the source of this 422-nucleotide messenger RNA. The record is from the annotation of a GenBank genome assembly. Lineage: Eukaryota; Metazoa; Chordata; Amphibia; Anura; Ranidae.